This is a messenger RNA of Arabidopsis arenosa, 811 nucleotides long. The record is from the annotation of a GenBank genome assembly. NCBI's taxonomy places the organism in Eukaryota, Viridiplantae, Streptophyta, Magnoliopsida, Brassicales, Brassicaceae.
AACCAAAACAAAACAUACAAAAACAAGUGGAAGCUUUAAAACGAAAGAGAGAGAGAGAGAGAAAGAAAUGGCGACGUCGGGAACGUACGUGACGGAGGUUCCGUUAAAAGGAUCGGCCGAGAAACAUUACAAGAGGUGGAAGAACGAGAACCAUGUAUUCCCUGACGCCAUCGGCCACCACAUCCAAGAUGUCAUUGUUCACGAAGGCGAACAUGACUCUCACGGCUCUAUCAGGAGUUGGAACUACACUUGGGAUGGAAAGGAGGAGGUGUUCAAGGAGAGAAGAGAGAUAGACGAUGAGACUAAAACGUUGACGUUAAGAGGACUUGAGGGUCACGUGAUGGAGCAGCUCAAAGUGUAUGACGUCAUCUACCAAUUCAUUCCCAAAUCUGAGGAUACCUGCGUUGGCAAAAUCACUUUAAUAUGGGAGAAGCGCAACGAUGAGUCCCCAGAACCAAGCGGCUACAUGAAAUUCGUCAAGAGCUUGGUUGCUGACAUGGAAGAACACGUCAUCAAAACUUAAUCAUCAUCCCCACGGUGACAGUCACCAUCAUCAUCACCAACUUCAUCAUCAUCACUGUAUAUCUCGAUUUACUUAAGGUGUUUUUCAAUAUAAUAAAUGGGGUCUUGUGGAGUUUCAUUUCUAUGUGUUGCCGUUUGGUUAUGUAAGAUGGUUUGAUAUAUUGUUAUGCUCAUGAUCAUAUAUCGGGUUCGAUAUAAUGAUUCUUAAGAAUAAGUUAUUACACGUUGUUUCAGUGUUUAUUUUAUUUGCAAUUUUUCAUAUAUGGAUUAGUAAACAUCUACUGGUAUU